Notodromas monacha is the source of this 1484-nucleotide messenger RNA. The record is from the annotation of a GenBank genome assembly. Lineage: Eukaryota; Metazoa; Arthropoda; Ostracoda; Podocopida; Cyprididae.
AUUUCUUCCAUUCAUUCCAGAUAGCUUUCCAAAAAUUUUUGAAAUCCUGGUGUGCGUUGCGCAUGCGAACUGACAAUAAAAAUGAAAGUGACCAUUGUGAAGUGGAAGGCGGUGGCAUCUUGGAAAUGGCAGGCGAAUGACGAUAAUUGCGGAAUCUGCAGAAUGCCUUUUGACGCCUGUUGCACAGAUUGCAGUUUACCAGGAGAUGACUGUCCCGUUGUCUGGGGUCAAUGUACUCAUUGCUUCCAUAUUCAUUGCAUCAUGAAAUGGCUAAACGCCCAGCAAGUCCAGCAGCUGUGUCCCAUGUGCAGACAGGAAUGGAAGUUUCAGUGAUACCGUCAUUUCGUCUUCGGUUGUAUGAUUUUUUGAAUACAACUGAUUUUUAUACUGUCCUCUUUUCUUUUCUUCUUUGAGGCUUCGUGAUGUUUGAGUAAUAACAUGUGACGCACCUUUUUGUUGUUUUUCUAAGUUCUAAUUCGAAGUCUUCAUGCAUUUUUCUUGGGGAAAGGGGGUAAUUUUUUUAAUUUUUUUCCUCAGAGCUUUUUUUUGCUUCUCCCGAAAGAAAUUUCCGUCAGCAAUAUGUUCGAUGGAAAUUUUCUGUCAAAAAAAUUGGAUGCGUCUCUUUCGUGAGCAUCAUGAUUCCUCCAGGGAAAAAAUUUCGGCUUUUUGUCGUAUAUGACGGGGUUUUUGUUUUCUGGAAUAACUAGGUUGGCUGAGCGUCAGUUUCGAAAAAUAUCGCUUGUCUCCUUUUCAAUUAUUGAAUAUCGUAGUAAACCAGUUUCAAUAUCCUCGAAACCAGAUGUCGACGGAAACGUACUUGUUCGUCUUCGCACUUUUCGAUACUGGAGUGAUGCUGUUUCUUUUGAUAUAUUUUGUGAUAACGCUUUCUGAUCUGGAGUGCGACUACUUGAAUGCGAGGAUGUGCUGUUCCAAAUUGAACAUAUGGGUCAUUCCGAUGCUCUUCCUUCAAACCGUCUUAUCCGUGACACUAUUAUUUAUGAGUCAUUGGAUUCUGUUCUUGGUCAAUCUGCCCGCAAAUUCAUGGAUGUUAUACGAGUUUUGGAAUGUUCCGAAAGGCAACCUUGGGUUAUACGAUCCUGCCGAAAUUCACAAUAGAGGCCAGUUGAAGGCGCACAUGAAACACUGUUUGAUUCGUCUGGGUAAUUUCCUGAUCCUGUUCUUCGUUUAUUUGUAUUGCUGCAUUUCUGCAAUGAUCAAGGACAGCCCUUUGCAUGGUGGACCGGAUGAUCUCGACUUGGGGAUUUGAUAUUGCUCAAGGCAAUUGCCUGUGUUCACUGAAUAUUACGAAGUGCUUUUCUUUCGUAUUCGAUACAGUUUGAGUUGGAAGUCUAGUCGCAAGUCAGCGGUUUUCUGGCGAGCGUUUCGCUUCUGUGAUGGUACCAAUGCUUGAGUUCAUUUUACCGAGCUAUUUUCUCAGUGCUGUGUUAAGAAAACAUGGAAUCGAUGUGUGUUCUUAUGUGGCU